CGGGGCGGCGUUGAUCCGGGUGUUCGGAUACGGGCUAGAGUUCAGCCGCUGAUGUCAAGUGUUUAUCUUAAAUAGAACUGCUCCCUCUUCGAAGUCAGACUGUGUUUGUUGAAUUCUAUUCUCAAUAGAGAUAUCCUGACUCUAAACACUCAUCAUGGUUGUCAUCAGUGUUCCGGAUAGCUACGGCUCCGUCAUCGCCGUUGCCCUAGGCGCAAUCCCCUUUCUGGGCUUCGUCCACGGCCUCAUCGUGACCAGCAGUCGCAAGGAAGCCAACGUGCCUUAUCCCCACAGCUACGCGACCAUCGAGCAAUGCAAGUCCAACCCCAAAGCCGAACAAUUCAACUGCGCCCAGCGUGCCCACGGCAACUUCCUCGAGAAUGCCCCGCAGACCAUGCUCUUCACGCUUGUCGCAGGUCUCAAGUACCCCGGACUGGCUACUAGCAUUGGCACCGCGUGGCUCGUGUGCCGGUCUAUGUUCCUUUAUGGAUAUGUCUACUCGGGCAAGCCGCAGGGUAAGGGACGGUUGAUGGGUAGUUUCUUUUGGUUGGCGCAGGGAGCUUUGUGGGGAUUGAGUGUGUUUGGGGUUGGGAAGGAUUUGCUUUCUUACUAAACACCCUUCUAUGAUGUAUAAUAUCCAUGGAUUAUGAUAUUUCGUUGAAUGCAACAAGUGUUUGUAUUUCUACUUGUAUAGUUGCGCCACACGUGGCUUCUCGGAGGGGUGGUAGAUUGUGGCAGUGCACGCGGG
This is a messenger RNA of Aspergillus glaucus CBS 516.65, 745 nucleotides long. RefSeq names its product MAPEG family protein. The transcript has 3 exons. Lineage: Eukaryota; Fungi; Ascomycota; Eurotiomycetes; Eurotiales; Aspergillaceae. Gene Ontology annotation, cellular component: membrane; nuclear envelope; endoplasmic reticulum. Bases 155 to 610 code for a protein of 151 amino acids. The record is from RefSeq and is a predicted model, not a curated record. Gene Ontology annotation, molecular function: glutathione peroxidase activity; glutathione transferase activity.